Messenger RNA from Abrus precatorius (Indian licorice), 4356 nucleotides. Its product is annotated as receptor-like protein EIX2. The transcript has a single exon. The record is from RefSeq and is a predicted model, not a curated record. Lineage: Eukaryota; Viridiplantae; Streptophyta; Magnoliopsida; Fabales; Fabaceae. Bases 1 to 3573 code for a protein of 1190 amino acids. Gene Ontology annotation, molecular function: protein binding.
AUGCUGUGUUUGGUGUUGCAGAUUGUCUCUGCCAAACAGCCAAUUAGAUGCAUUCAAAGAGAGAGGGAAGCACUCCUUCAAUUCAAGGCUACACUUGUGGAUGACUACAACAUGCUUUCAUCAUGGACCACUCCAGAUUGUUGCCAAUGGAAGGGAAUUCGUUGCAGCAACCUCACUGCCAAUGUUCUCAUCCUCGACCUUCACGGAGAGUUUAACUAUUACUAUGCUUUCCGUGACUACUACUAUGAAGGAGUUUUUGACAAUUAUUUACUCCGCGGUGAGAUCCACAAGUCAUUGAUGGAGUUGCAACAAUUACAGUAUUUGAACCUCAGUUCGAAUAAUUUUCUAGAUAGUCAUAUCCCAGAGUUCUUCUCUUCUCUUCACAACUUGAGAUCCCUUGAUCUCUCACGUUCUCAUUUUUGUGGAAAAAUUCCAAGUCAAUUUGGGUCUCUCUCACAUUUGAAAUACUUAAAUCUUGCUGGGAAUUCUUUGGAGGGUUCAAUCCCUUAUCAACUUGGAAAUCUCUCCACGUUGCAGCAUCUUGAUCUCAGUGGCAAUCAUUUAGAAGGAAAUAUACCAUCUCAGCUUGGGAACCUGUUCAACUUGCAAAAGCUUUAUCUUGGAGGAUAUGACAAUGCUCUCAAAAUGGAUGAUGGGAAUCCCGGUGGAGGUCAGUGGCUGUCUAAUCUCACUUCUUUAACCCAUCUUCACUUGCUCUCUCUAUCUAAUCUCAACGGUUCUCAUUAUUGGCUGCAAAUGAUUGGCAAGCUUCCAAAACUAAGAGAACUAAGUUUAUCUGAUUGUAGCCUUUCCGAUCAUUUUAUCCUUCCAAUGAGGCCUUCUAAAUUCAACGUUUCUACGUCUCUUUCUGUCUUUGAUCUCUCUCACAACACCUUCACAUCAUCCGUCAUAUUCCAAUGGGUGUCAAACAUUACUUCCAAUCUUUCUGAGCUUGAUCUUCGUGGUAACCUCUUGGAGGCUCCCCCCUCAAAUCAUUUUGCCAUGGUAAUGAAUUCUCUUCACCUGGUUGACCUCUCCUUUAAUAGAUUCAAGGAUGAGGUUUUGAAAUCCUUCAUGAAUAUAUGCACCCUGUGUUCUUUAUACCUGCGUGGCAACAAUUUGACAGAAGACCUUCCAUCAAUUCUUCAUAAUUUGUCUAGUGGCUGUGUUAGAAACUCACUAGAAGAGUUAGAUCUAUCAUAUAAUAACAUCACUGGCUCUUUAACUCACCUCUUAAUAUUCUCAUCUUUAAAAUGUUUAGAUCUUUCUCGAAAUCAACUAAGUGGAAGGAUACCACCAGGUACCACAUUGCCAUCUAAAAUGGAGUUUUUGUCACUCAGCUCAAACUCUUUAGAAGGUGGAGUUCCAAAAUCAUUUGGGAGCACAUGUACUUUGAAUUCGUUGGAUCUUUCUUAUAAUAGUUUGAAAGAAGAAGUAACAAGGAUAUUUAGUCACUUCUCUGGGUGUUCUAGAUAUUCACUGCGAGAAAUAAAUCUCAAUGGCAACAAAAUCAAUGGCACAAUAUCUGACUUCUCAAUGUUUUCGAAUUUCAAAAGAGUUUGGCUAUCAGGGAAUCGAUUAAGUGUGAAGAUACCUAAAAGCAGCAUAUUAUCAUUCGAUCAAUUGGAGAAAGAGCGUGGAGUUCCAAAUUCAUUUCAAAAUGCGGGUACUUUGCAAUCACUGCUCCUGUCCAACAAUAGUAUAAGUGAAGAGCUUCCAACGAUAAUCCAUCAUUUGUCAAGAUAUGCUAGAUACUCCUUGCAAACAUUACAUCUGAGCAUGAAUCAAAUCAACGGCACUCUGCCCAACCUCCGUCCACUGCUCCCAUCUUUGAAAAAAUUGUAUCUUAGUGAAAACAGGCUUAAUGGGACCAUUCCUAAAGAUGUUCAAUUUCCAACAGAACUAAAGAGUUUAGUUUUGAAUUCAAACUCUAUGAAAGGUGUAAUCACUGACUCCCACUUUGCUAAUAUGUCAAAGUUAAAUAGGUUGGAGUUGUCUGAUAACUCUUUGGCCUUGGCAUUUACCCACAAUUGGGUCCCACCAUUUCACUUGUCCAAAAUCAGAUUGAGAUCUUGCAAGCUAGGUCCAGCGUUUCCCAAAUGGUUGCAAACACAAAAUAACUACAAAAUUAUUGACAUUUCUGAUGCUGGAAUAUCAGAUAUUGUUCCACGUUGGUUUUGGGCUAAAAUAGCGUCGCAAGAGUGGAUGGAAAUGAAUAUUUCACACAACAAUCUCAAAGGUGUAGUUUCAAAUUUUCCACUAAAGAAUCCUCAAAAUUCUCUAAUUCUUGCAUCGAAUCAAUUUGAAGGUCCAAUACCACCAUUUCUACGACGUUCAACGUUUCUUGAUCUAUCAAACAAUAAAUUUUCAAAUUCUCUUUCAUUUUUAUGUGCCAGUGGUGUAGCCGAUACUUUAUACAGUCUAGACCUUUCAAACAAUCAAUUAUCUGGACAAAUUCCAGAUUGUUGGAGCCAAUUCGAGUCACUAGUCUAUCUAGAUUUGAGUCAUAAUAAUUUUUCAGGAAAGAUUCCUAAUUCAAUAGGAUCACUUCUUCAACUUCAAGCACUGCUAUUGAGAAACAAUAACUUAACAGAGGAAAUUCCUUUCUCGUUGAGAAAUUGCACAAAGUUAGUGAUGAUAGAUAUGGCAGAAAAUGGAUUCUCAGGACUUAUCCCUACUUGGAUUGGAAGCACGUUGCAAGUGUUGCAAAUUUUAAUCUUAGCAAGGAAUCAAUUCUUCGGAAGUUUGCCAUUACAAAUUUGUUAUCUGAAAAGCAUUCAACUUUUGGAUCUCUCACUCAAUAAUUUCUCUGGACAAAUUCCUAAAUGCUUCCAAAAUUUCACUUCAAUGGCUCGAAAGACUCCCUCGAAGGAUCAUCCAAAUCAUUUAUAUUUUUUCAACGCUAAUUAUAUGAGGGGAAAUAGGUCUUAUGAUUUGAAUGCAAUCUUAAUGUGGAAAGGUGCGGAAGAAAUGUUCACGAAUUAUGGGCUUUUCCUUUUAAAAAGCAUUGAUCUCUCUAGCAACAACUUCUCAGGAGAAAUUCCAGCAGAAAUAGAGGAUUUAUUUGCAUUGAUUUCAUUGAAUUUAUCAAGAAACAAUUUGAGAGGAGAAAUUCCUUCAAAUAUUGGAAAGCUUGCAUCACUUGAAUUUCUUGACUUAUCAAGAAACCAAUUUGUUGGUUCAAUUCCAUGGAGUCUUACUCAAAUUGAUCGACUCACCAUGUUAGAUUUGUCGCAUAACCAUCUAAGAGGAGCAAUUCCAACUGGUACACAAUUACAAAGUUUCAAUGCUUCCAGUUAUGAAGAUAAUUUUGAUCUUUGUGGGGCGCCACUUGAGAAAUUGUGUGUUGAAGGGGAACCACCGCAAGAACCAAUUCAAGAGAAAGAUGAUUCGCUCUUCACUCGUGGAUUUUACAUUAGCAUGACAUUUGGAUUUGUUAUAGGCUUUUGGGGGAUCUUCGGCUCAAUCUUGAUUAAGCGUUCUUGGAGGCAUGCUUAUUUCAAGUUCUUGAACAAUUUCAUAGACUCUGUUUAUGUCAUGGUUGCAAUUAAACUUAUCAAGUACAGGCGUUGAUACAGAGCAUUGCUGGUAAUAAUGUUUUAUUAUCCUUGUCAUUUUGUAUGCUUAAUUAUGCUUCUUUACGCCAAAUAGACAUAAUUUUGCUACUGUCAAGGUUUUUUCUUAAUAAAAAAUUUCUAUAAUUGUUUUCUAAAUAAUAGCUUUCAAUAAGAAAUAACCUACAUAAUUUUAUGGUAAUUAUAUCGUCUUGACAAAUUAUUUAUAAAUACUAAUUAAUUUAACCAAAAGUUUAACAAUUUUCAUACUAGAUAAGUUUUCACUGUGUAUCCUUAAAUACACAUUAAUUUAUUUUUCUGUUCAUAAUUUUCUUUCCUCUUUUUUUUUUUUUUUAUCUUCUCUCAUUUUUCUUAAUCUUUGUAUUGUUUUUCACAAUUUCAGUAAUUACUUUUCAUUUUUAAGAUUUUUUAUAUUAUGUGUUUUAAAGCUGAUGAGUUGCGAGGUAAUAUCUAAUCUAAAUUAUAACUUAGUUAUUUUUCAAUUCUUGUAGCUAAUCCAAUGAAAAAUAUCUUUCAAUAGUUAUAAAAAAAAUGUUGAGAUGGAGAUUAAUUCAUGUAAAAAAAAAGUUGAAAAAAUGCUUUCAGUUUUUAUUUUUUAUUUUCAAACAGGAAAAAAAAUGUAAUAUAAUAACAUUAAUAAAAGUUACUAUUAAUUGAGUCAUAUUUUUAAAAUAGUAUGAUAUUGACAAGGACUAAAUAUUACAAAAAACUUGUAUAAAAAAAAAUUAGUGUAAAAACUAAUUUAUAAAUAAGUUUUAACUAAAAGAACUAAAUAUGUAUU